This is a messenger RNA of Diaporthe citri, 2877 nucleotides long. RefSeq lists its product as uncharacterized. Gene Ontology annotation, biological process: regulation of DNA-templated transcription. Lineage: Eukaryota; Fungi; Ascomycota; Sordariomycetes; Diaporthales; Diaporthaceae. The coding region runs from base 1 to 2877 and encodes 958 amino acids. The record is from RefSeq and is a predicted model, not a curated record. Gene Ontology annotation, molecular function: zinc ion binding; DNA-binding transcription factor activity, RNA polymerase II-specific. The transcript is spliced from 5 exons.
AUGGUCUUCUGCGCGUACUGCGGGAAGAGCUUCACCCGCAAAGAGCACCUAGAGAGGCACAUCCCAAGCCACACCAACGUGAAGCCUCACAGAUGUAGUGCUUGCCAGCUCUCCUUCGCUCGCAGGGAUCUCUUACAAAGACACCACUCCACAUACCAUGAAGCCAGAGAUCCGAUGGAACCUCUUCCUGGCGGAGUCCCCACAGUUGCUGGCAGGACGCCUAUAGCGUGCCAGAAUUGCGCGAGCGCAAAGACGGGGUGCGAUAAGAGGGUUCCUUGCAGUCGAUGCGCCGAGAAGAACCUGCCAUGUGCUGCUCGAUUUGCGCGACGCUCCUCCAAGGCUGCUGUGAGAGCAGCACAAGCCAGUGCUGCAAUGAACAGCCAGGGAUUACCUGGAGCUCAGACUCCAGCAAUGCCAGCAGUCUCAUCCUCGAUGAUGGAGAUCGACCAGAACCUGGCAAAGUCAGGCUCGCCAGGCAAAGGCUCCCCUUCCGAAGACGUCGCAUGCGCCGACUUGAAGUUGCUCUCAAGUCCCCAGCAAAAGUCGCCCCAAGAAGACAAUCAUUUCAGCCCAGGCGGAUUUUCACCUCACAGCAAGCUCGAUGUGAUGAACGACUUCAUGCAGCUCGGGACGGACUUUGUGACGCACGAUCAAAACUAUUCGGAUCUGCUCGUCUGGCCUGAGUACCCCAUGGAGCUGGACAUUUAUUCAAACGCCAUGGCUAUGCGACCAGACAUGGGCCACGGUAUGCCCGCUUUUGCAGAUAUCAGCGACUCGUGUUCCAACUCUGAGCCCAUGACAGCCACUUCAUCGCGCGCAUCAGUCCACACGAGGGGAACAAGCAUCAUGUCAACCGCGAGCUUUGAUCCCAACAAGUGCAUAGACAUGGCGAUGCGGACCCCAAAGGACGCGAACAUCCCAGAAUUCGAAGUCGUUAUAGCGUCAGAGAACUCGUGGCCAAUGGCUAGGUGCAACCCACCUACUUUCUCCGGUAACUGUCCACGGACGGCGAUCGUCCAUCUUGAGGCGCUCGAGCAAAAGUGCCAGCAAGAAGGCACGUGGGACGCGCUGGACAAGUACCUGGGACAGUUUGGGAACGAACCACCUCACAUGCCGACAGUUGUUCCAACCUCGCGGACACGUGACAAGAUGACGGCCAUCACGCAGUCAUUCUUACACAAGGCCCUCGAGGUCCACAGGCUGGGGACCAAUGGCUACUCCAAAUCAGGUUAUGCCAGCCCGGGAGGCAUGUGCAACUUCAUCAUGCUCCCACCGUCCAGUGUUCUUGAGUACUUUCUCAAGAGCUACGUGCGCAGCCUGUACGGGUUUUACCCAAUGAUUUUUGCAAUGAGCCUGGACCCGAAUGAGAUGGUUCAGAACACUCAGGCUGCAACAUUACUUGUGCUCCUCAUGAUUGCACGAGGCGCAGCAGCCGUCCCGAUGGCGGAGGCACGAUACCUCUCUGCCGGCCUCACAGAAACUUGUCGCAUCUCACUGUUCGACAUCAUCGAGAAGGAUGUCGAGCUGUCAGCCGACCCGAUCGCACUGCGUUGUGCACUGCUGUUCACCCUCUUGGGUGCAUGGAGUGGAGACAAGUGGCAGAUGGACAUUGCCAUGGGCCAGCGGGGCAUGUAUCUGACGAUGUUGAAACAUGCUGGCAUGUUAGAGCCACAACCAUCGAUGAUACCAGCUUUCAAUGAUUCUACGAGCACUGAGCUUCAGUGGAGGGCAUGGAUGCACCGCGAGACACAGAACAGGCUUGUUUACAACUGGGUCAUGGUGGACCAAGAGUUGAGCCUGUUCCACGAUACUGCGCCGGUCCUUUCCAUUUCUGAGCUUCACUGCCCACUACCGGGCUCUGAACUUUUGUGGCUCUCACCGAAUUCUGAGCAAUGGCUGGCUGGGAUCCAGUCUCUUUACGGCUGCACCAAUAACGUAAACCCGCAACUACUUACUACCCCUUCUCUCACCCCUUCACUCUUUGAUCUCUUCCAAGACUUCCUGCAUGACAACCUUUCCCGUCGACAGUCCAGCCUGACCCCACAACAACUUCGCCUUCUCCUGCAUCCUAUCCAGUCACUCCUGUGUCACCUGCGGCAGAUGCUCUCCUGCUUCUCGGACAUUCUCGGCGCCAGGCGGUCAACAGCUCACACUGUGACAAGGGCAUCGACAUUCCAACGUCUGGAAGAAGUCCAGGCCCUGCUCCAAAAAUGGUAUGAGCUUGCCAUCGUCCAGCACAAGGCCAACCCGAAUUGCACAAAAACGCAGUGCAACAUUGUGCUGUACCACCUCAUCUCCCUGAACGCCGUGACCAACUUCCCUGAGAUCGAGAGGCUGGCACGCAGGGAGGGCUUUGAGGCCGGUGGCCCAACCUACUGGGAGUUGAGCCUGAGGCACAAGAGGUGCAUCUACCAGCGCGAGGAGGCCAUAUUCCACUGCGGCCAGGUCAUGCGACUACUGCGGUCCAUACCCGCGGACAAGCUGCCUCCGUGGUGGAGCACAGCGACAUACAGGGUCACACUGAUUCUAUGGACGGACGCCAUCGGAAGACUCGACCCGAGCUUCAAGACAGCCAUGAACGACAGUUCGAGCCCCGAGAGCGGCAGCGCCCCGAGCAGCUCCGUCGUGGCGGUCGAUAGGGUGACCCCUGAGGACCCGGCGGUGAUUGCGUACCUCUGGAGCGGAGAUGGGACAGCCGUGCUCUCGCGGGACAACGGCACCGCAGUGAGCCUGGACAGCCCCGCCAACAUCUUGGAAGUGGGGAUACAAACUAUUGACAGCGGGAUAAGCACACGCAUUGGGGACGGGAUCAAAAGGAAGCUGGCCACGCUGGCCGACAGCUGGAGUUCGGAUAUGAUUGGCGCCGUGGCUGCUUGA